Toxorhynchites rutilus septentrionalis is the source of this 3998-nucleotide messenger RNA. RefSeq lists its product as uncharacterized. Gene Ontology annotation, molecular function: DNA-binding transcription factor activity, RNA polymerase II-specific; RNA polymerase II transcription regulatory region sequence-specific DNA binding. The record is from RefSeq and is a predicted model, not a curated record. Gene Ontology annotation, cellular component: nucleus. Gene Ontology annotation, biological process: regulation of neuron differentiation; positive regulation of transcription by RNA polymerase II. The transcript has 7 exons. Bases 972 to 3584 code for a protein of 870 amino acids. NCBI's taxonomy places the organism in Eukaryota, Metazoa, Arthropoda, Insecta, Diptera, Culicidae.
AACAUAACGAGUCCGUGUCAGUAGACAAUCGGACAGCCAUCAGUAAAUAUCAGCACGCCGAGCUGGGCCACACCACAGCACAGGAUAUCGUCCGACGGGUCCGACGGCGGAACGGUGAAUUUUGUUGAUUCGAUCGAGUUUUCCACGCGCGCGCGCACUUCUCAGCCAAUUGUGAUCGAUUGAAAUGUGAUCGUCGAUCGGAGUCGGGACGACGACGUUGGUGACGAAUUGAUUGAGAAUUUUUUUUUUGUUGCUGUUGUAUGUUUUGCCUUUGUUGUGGUUUUGUUUCCCGUUGCAGCAGUGUGACAGUUGCAACCUGCUGGCCCGAGAAAGCGUGUGAUUUAUCGGGAAAAGGAAAUUCGAGCGUUGGAAUCGUCGUCGAUCAUCGUCACUUUAUGGAGUGCGCGAAUGUGUGUGAAAAUUUUCUGCUCCAGUUGCUGCUGAGAGAGAAGGCACAUUUGUCCGUUUAUUAUUUAUGGUUUCAAAUAUUGGAGGCUUAGUGCGAGUGCAAGUGGUUGGUCUCUGGUUUGCUGCGGGGGCGGGAAGAUUGAUAUUUUAAAUGGAAUGACAGUUCGAGUUAUUGCUGCUGGCAGUUGGGUUGUUUGAGAGAUAAGAGGAAGAAAAGUAUGAUACAGUGUCGUGCCAGGAAUGACGAAAUGCGGUCACAAAACGAUCGAGAUGUUUUAUUAGCCCCAAAAAAUGAGAGGAAAUAUUUCACCGAAAUUAUACGUUUUGAAUUUGUGGUAGCCGCGCCGAUGUCUUAAAGGAUGCUGGUCGUUUUCCACCGCUCUGCCUGCCUGCCAGCGAAACAGACACCACAGUGGAACGAUCCGAUCGGGAAGACAAGCUCCAAGUUACCGUAAGUGGAUCCGUGGAGCGAAAAAGGAGUCAUUUUUUCCCGCGGUUGCGCUGAAAAAUCGCCUGUGAAUAAAAUAUAAUAAAGCAAACUCAUAAACGCUCUCGACAUAAACAUGUCGCUGGAUAACAGUGUGGACGAGGAGUACAAUUCCAGUAUUGGGGAGGCGGAAUCGAUGGGAUCGCUGAAAAGGAUCAAACUGGAGGGGGACUUGGACAACAACAACACCAACGGAAGCUUCGGUGAACUGCUGAGAAGCAUCAAGAGUGGAUUGGACAUGCGCGUCCGUGGUGAAGAGUGUGGUGUGAUCGGAAGGGAAGGGGGUGCUACUGCUGCUGCGGUGGCGGGUUCAAGUUCAAGUGGGGUCGGUGAUCGGAUUGGGGGUGGCAUCUACGGUGGUGGUGGUAGUGGCUGUGGCCUCAAUAAUAAUAACAACAGUGACGCCUUCAACAAUAACAAUUCAAUCAAAGCGAAGCUUGGCGAUGUGGAUGAGGUGAAAUUUGGCGAGUUUAGCAAAUUUUUGGCCGACAGCGAGAAGGAUGAGAAUAUGGCGACGGUACUCGAGCUGCUGCAUGAAAACUACGGCCUGAUACAGCGGUACGCUUCCGGGUACGACUGCAGCAACGAGAAGUGCCAGCACGAGAACCUGCACGAGCACUUCCACUGCUACGACACGUUCUGCCGGGGGAAGGUGCUCUACAAAAAGUACGAAAUCAUCCGCCAUCUCAAGUGGCACAAGAAGCGCAAGGAGUCCCUCAAGUAUGGCUUCUAUCGAUUCUCCUCGUCGGACGACUGCAGCAUCCAGUACGGUCAGUGUCAGCACAACCACAAGCACACCCACUACCACUGUGUGCACGAGAGCUGUGAUAAGGUGUACAUCAGCACGAGCGACGUUCAGAUGCACGCCAAUUACCACCGGAAGCACGAAGCUAUCGUUAAGAAUGGAUUUCAGCGGUUUCGAGCCACCGAAGAGUGCAACACGGAUCAUUGUGCGUUCAAGGCACAGAAGACGACUCACUUCCACUGCAGGCGCGAGAAUUGCAAGUACACCUUCAAGAACAAGGCGGAUAUGGAAAAACACAAAACAUACCACCUCAAACAUGAGACACUGCUGCGCGAGGGCUACAAGAAGUUCCUCAAAUCGGAGGAUUGCACGUACCAAAAUUGCCGGUUUUCGCGAGUUUGUAACCACAUCCACUGUAUGCACGAGAACUGUCACUAUGUGCUGCACUCGAGCGGACAACUUUUGAGCCACAAACGCAAACACGAACGAAUGGACACCGAGGUGGACUAUCGGAGGUUCCAAAUGGCGAAAAAUCUGCUGAACAAAUUCAACAUGUACAAUCGAUCGGCGGAAGUCCCCGCAGGGGACAAAGAUGAAGAGGAACCACCGAAAUCUCCAUCAGUUGAUGAGUCAGCAAGACAUCCGAUGUUGGCUUUGUUGACGGUGAUGUCUGAGCUGACGUUCAGAAGUCUUCCGCUCCAAAUGAUGCUACACAUGAGGAUGCAAAUGCUCCAGAACAUGAGCUAUGAGCAGGUUCUAGCUGCAGAAAAUGCAGAAAGUUUGAAAAGGUUGACGGAGAGUGGAUUGGGAGAGGAAUACUUCGAGCAGCUGUACAAAUUCAACGAACAAAUGUGCCAUUUGAACGAACGUGCCAUGAUGGAUGCGAACUCAGCAAUAUCUGAAUCGAGCAUGCCCAGAAACAUCAAUGGAAGUCACAAUGAUCAAUCCCCUCUGAAGCGUAAGCUCGAAGAUGGCGAGCCAGGUCCCUCGGUCGUGAAUCAGGGAUUGCCUCUUUUCUUCCCAAAAGAUGUCACAUCUCCCCCGCUGAAAUCGAAAUUACUGUCCAAUCCCUCGAUCGAUUAUCGGUUGUUGAAGAAAGACGAUUCCGGGCUGGGAGAUUCAUCAUCCGAAGCGAGCGCCUCACAGACGGAUCGACAGAAGGCUGCCAAUUUUCUACAAUUUUCCUCGAGUAAAACGUUGUUCAAUCGAAAACGGGGGCGCCCUCGGAAGAAUCACGUGAUGGAAGUUUACAACAAUGUCCAGGAUUCCCCGCAAGCCAUCUUCACCAGCUUCAAGCUGGAGAAGAACGACUCCAAACAAGUGGAGCACCAAAAGGAGCACCCAGUCGAGACGCAAUCGGAACCGAAAUUCGGUAAAGAUCCACACGCCAACAAUGAAGACAAUGGCAGAGGUAGAAAAUUUUCCGGUGCAAUAAGCCCCCCUUCGAGAAUGUUUUUCCCACUGGAACCGGCUUCAAUGCCUCUGCUGGGAGCGCCCGAUUUCGGAGGCUUUUCUCAGAUUCUGGAGAAACACAUGCGCGAGAUUAAGAUAGAACCGAGUGCGACUGUGACUCAUGAGCCGGAGCCGUCUGGCAGAGAAAAGCUACGCAACCAACUGAAAUGCGUUGUGUGCCAUAAACUGUUCGAGACAUUUGCCGACAUCAAAGAGCACGAGUGCCUAGCGAAGGAACCGGAGAAACCCCUGCUGGCGUUUCCACCGGGGACACUGGCAUUGCUGCAUCAUCAUCCUGCUGCAAUCUUCCGAGGCCAGACAUACCAGACGGAGGUGGAGCCAAGCCGGUUGAUGUAUCAACCUCAAACUGCUGCUGCUGCUGCUUCGGUCGGUCUGCCUCCGACAGCUGCGACCAAGGAGUCUCUCUCGCUUGUUAAGACUACCGGGACCUACUUUCCGGACGUGAAUGCGAACAAGUUGAAAUAUUAUUGAGAGGAGAACACUCGCAAAGUCCGUCUUCGGGACGGUUACAUUCAGGGAUUAUAGUUUGUUUGUAACAAUUGUACAAUUAGUGUACAGUAUUUUACGAUAAGAGGCUAAUUUGUAUCAUAUUUUCGAAGAUAGUGAAUUUUUCAUAUUGUGUCAUAACCGCAGAAGGGGAGGAAAACCGAAUGCCAUAGUUUGUGGUGGCCAUAAAUAGUGUUAAACGGAUUUAAUCGUUCCCAGCGAGGACAAGUAUUAGAGAUGUGUAUAUUAUUAAUCUAGUGAGAGUCAAAAGUACUACUACAAUCGAGAUAUUAAGCAGAGAUUUAUAGUGAUCUGAGGCCUUCAUAAAUACCGUAAUUUCAGUAGAAAUUUUUCAUGUACAUAAAUUCUCGUGAGAAGAAUACGUUCACCCUCUAGAAU